AUGCCACCGAAACGUGGUAAGGCUGAUGGGUCGACUGCAAAGGCACCCAUGCAGUCCAGCACUAAGCGCACGCGCCGCGAGUUAUCGCAGCCGUCGCAAAGUGCUUCAGGCACUGAGGUGAAUCUUCCAUCUCACUAUAAUGUGGUUGAAGAUCCAUAUCUCAUUGUAGAUUACAAUGAGACUACACCAUUGCCAUCACCCCAAAGUGGCGAUGAGCAAAGUGCAUUGAUGGGACAUGUGCCCUAUCAUUUGAGGCACCCGUCCUUGAGGGAGCGUCUAAGCUUCCUACAAGCGAAGGUAAAACCCAGUCGUCUGCGCCUACGAGCGCAGCGACUAAGACUGAGCGCGCUACUUCGAAAGGAGUAG
Peronospora farinosa is the source of this 366-nucleotide messenger RNA. Lineage: Eukaryota; Oomycota; Peronosporomycetes; Peronosporales; Peronosporaceae. The record is from the annotation of a GenBank genome assembly.